AUGACCCUGCCACCGAACCUCUACGAAACAUCAAGCGGAAUUUUUGGUAACUAUUCUGUUGGCAUUAGAACUGGUCAGAGAUGGUUCCAAAGAUUUCGUUCAGAAAAUGAAAGCCUUCAAAAUGAACCAAGAAGGAGACCAAAAUCAGUUAUUCGGCAUGAUAAAUUGAAUGCUUUGGUUAAACGAAAUCCGAGAACAGUCCGAAAAAUCGGAUCAGACCUCCAGACAUCUCCUGCAACUGCUUCGCGACACUUGAAGAAAAUUGGAAAAGUCAAAAUGAUGGAUAAGUUUGUUCCCCAUCAACUUAAUGAGAUUCAAAGAAACAGACGCAUUACACCCAGAUUACUGAAUAGAGAUGGCCCAAUUUUGCUUCAUGAUAAUGCACGGUCUCACACUUCGCAACGUACGGUCCACAAGCUGCAAAGACGGAAUUAUGAAAUUUUGGCACAUCUUCCUUAUUCUCCUGAUAUCUCUCCUACUGAUUAUCACAUAUUUAAAUACUUCGAGCUUGCUAUACGCAAUAAAACAUUCUUAAAUAAAGAAGAGAUAAUUGUAGUAUUCGAACAGUUUGCCAGUAUAAAAGAUGACAAACUCUUUGAAGAUGGAAUAUAUGCCUUAGAGGAAUGUUCGGAUGAAGGUCAUAAAUGA
Messenger RNA from Octopus sinensis (East Asian common octopus), 648 nucleotides. RefSeq names its product histone-lysine N-methyltransferase SETMAR-like. NCBI's taxonomy places the organism in Eukaryota, Metazoa, Mollusca, Cephalopoda, Octopoda, Octopodidae. Bases 1 to 648 code for a protein of 215 amino acids. The record is from RefSeq and is a predicted model, not a curated record. Gene Ontology annotation, molecular function: nucleic acid binding. The transcript is spliced from 2 exons.